AUGGCUGAAAGGAACACGUUAGGCCGCGACGUCUCCCAGACAAUCGACACGAACACCCGAUCCAACCGCUCCAAGGUGGGAUUCUCCCGCUCAUUCGACCACACAUGGCAAGAACCACCCAAAGCUCCACCACCAUCGCAUGGCUCAGGCCAGGAUGGCAGCCGGCGACCCGGGCAGCUCCUCUUCCAUCAAAGGAGCUGCGCCCUCAUCCCAGCCAAACAGCGAGAGGAUAGCCGCAAUGUGACGUUGAGGAAGGGGUUGCUCAAACAACUUCAGGUAAGCCUGCAAGGAGGCCUCAUCCACACGCUCACCCUCCGUAGUUCUCAGGCCCGUAGGCUCCUCAGGAGGAUGGGCUUCGAGAAGGGGGACGGCUACUUCUUUAAGCGGAUGGCUAAGGGAAUGUUCUGCACCUAUGCACUUUUCGGUGUCGCUUGGCUCUGGAAUGAGACGUCGGUGCUUGGCUGGUGGGCACUCAAGCCACGUCCCAAAGAAGAAAAAGAAAUGGCACAUCUUUAUGAGCGCAGGGAGUUCCCCUAUCCUGGUGAUGAAGAGGCAGUUGUGGAGUUCAUAAAAAGUGGAGGUUCUCUAGGUACCACAAUUGGACCCAAAGGUUUUGCUGAUGCAAACAUGGACCCUGAUAACAUGCAGAAGCGACUGCAGUCAAAAAAGUUUGACCAGGAAGCACAGAAGCUCUGGUUUCGGAUGAAGAAUGAGGUUGUGCAGGAAGUUCAAGAGAAGGGAUUUGAUGUUGAAUGAAGUUUUUACUCCUACGGAAGGGGAAAAGGGUGCCAUGCUGGUGUCAUCGUUGGACAGUUUCAGGUUGCUAGUUGACACAGCAGUUUGUAACUUAAAAAUUCAGUGUUCGAGGAAAAAAACUUAGAAUAAAUGCAGUUUGUGGAGAAUCUACAUGGUUUCCUCUUUCCUGUCAAUAUCAACCUACCUUGUUGACUCGUUCUAUUUCUUCUGCUAUUGAUUUCUGAUCUUCAAGGCAUGUGAUGAAUCAGUUGUAUGUAUGGUAGAGAGUUUUUA
This is a messenger RNA of Brachypodium distachyon (stiff brome), 1029 nucleotides long. RefSeq lists its product as uncharacterized. The transcript is spliced from 4 exons. Lineage: Eukaryota; Viridiplantae; Streptophyta; Magnoliopsida; Poales; Poaceae. The record is from RefSeq and is a predicted model, not a curated record. The coding region runs from base 1 to 756 and encodes 251 amino acids.